UGACCUUACGAGCGGUUUCGCGUUUUUCGUGCCAAUCACUUAGACCCCAAGCAACUUCUCUUUGCGUUUUUCUUAAUAUAAACUCAUCUCAAAGACCGACCAAAUACGAAAAAAUAAUAUAAAAAGAACCUCAACAGAUCUGCAUUUAUUACGUUUAAGUCAUACAAUCAUCUAAAUCACAUUUAACUUGGAUCCACACAGUCAUCGUUAGUGGUUAGAAACAUCGACAUCUUUAAGAAUGUAACGUGUUAUAUUGAACGUCCUCUCCUGUGUUUUAUUCUAGUUACUACAGAAACGAAAACAAACAAUAAAGAUACUAAAACAAUGCCUUCACUCUGAAGAUUAUUAAACAUUUAAACCCUCCAACUGUCAUUAAAAGUUUCUCUUCGAUUCUACUCAUUUUUUCAUACUUUUCCUUCUCUUCCCAAGGCUGCCAAAAACAGAGUAAACGAACCCCAAAAUGAGUAAUCAUAGGAAGCAGAGCACCACCACCGUCAUCUUCCUCUGCAUCACCAUCUCCUCCUUAUCUUUCUUCUCCAGCCACGUCUCCGCCUUGGGAGUAAACUGGGGAACAAUGGCGACCCACCAGCUCCCUCCAAAGACAGUAGUACAGAUGUUAAAAGACAACAACGUGCAAAAGGUAAAGCUUUUCGACGCAGACACAAACACCAUGGUAGCUCUUGCCGGCUCCGGCAUCGAAGUUAUGGUCGCAAUCCCUAACGACCAGCUCAAAGCCAUGGGAAGCUACAACAGAGCUAAAGAUUGGGUCCGAAGAAACAUCACUCGUUUCAACGACGACAUCAAAAUCAAGUACGUCGCUGUAGGGAACGAACCCUUCUUAACAUCUUACAACGGAUCAUUCAUAAACCUAACGUACCCAGCACUCUUCAACAUCCAAAAAGCACUAAACGAAGCCGGAGUCGGAGACUUCAUCAAAGCCACCGUACCUUCAAACGCCGACGUCUACAGCUCUCCCCCGGAGAAUCCCGUCCCAUCCGCGGGGAGAUUCCGACAAGACAUCUACGAAGAGAUGAGACUCAUAGUGAACUUCUUAGCUCACAACAAAGCUCCCUUCACGGUCAACAUCUACCCUUUCCUUAGCCUCUACCUAAGCAGCGACUUCCCUUUCGACUACGCCUUCUUCAACGGCCAAAACACCGUCAACGAUAACGGCAACGGCGUCGUCUACACUAACGUCUUCGACGCCAACUUCGACACGCUCUUGGCUUCGCUUAAAGAGUUAGGACACGGAGACAUGACUGUUAUAGUCGGAGAAGUUGGUUGGCCAACGGACGGCGACAAGAACGCUAACAUCCCAAACGCGGAACGCUUCUACGCAGGCCUUCUUCCGAAGCUAGCUGCCAACAGAGGCACACCCAUGCGUCCCGGCUACAUCGAAGUGUACCUCUUCGGAUUCAUCGACGAGGACGCGAAGAGUAUAGCUCCUGGGAACUUCGAGCGUCACUGGGGGAUAUUCAAGUACGAUGGCCAGCCGAAGUUUCCAGCUGAAUUAUCAGGGGAAGGUGAGAAGAAGGCCUUGACAGGAGCUCAGAACGUUCAGUACUUGCAGAGCCAGUGGUGUAUGUUGAAUCCUAACGCGAUCAGUUUUAGUAACAGUACUAACCAGCUUGGAGAUAACGUGAACUACGCGUGUACUUUCUCUGACUGUACUGCUUUGGGGUAUGGUUCGUCUUGUGGGAAUCUUGAUGAGGUUGGGAACGCGUCGUAUGCGUUUAAUAUGUAUUUUCAGGUGCAGAAUCAGAAGGCAGAGGCGUGUGACUUUGAAGGGCUUGCGAUGAUUACUACUAAGAAUAUUUCGAGAGAUCAGUGUAAUUUCCCUAUACAGAUUGGUGAUCCAACGUCAGGGCAUUGUAUGUAUGGUGGUUCUAGUGUCCGGUUCGGUCUGGUUAGUAUGUUACUGCUCUUUAUGGCACUAUGAGCUCCUGUUUUGUACUACUAUACUGCUGAUUCUUGAGUGACCAUUAUAUAUACAUAUCAAACUUCUUCAGGAGAUUGUAAUACCAUAUAGGCAUAUAUGAUACAGAUCAAUUGUUUAAGGGUUUUUAUGAUUUUGUUAUAUAUAUAGAUUUUAGACUUAUUGUUUUAUUUAGUUUUAUAAUUUGGUAAAUAAAAUUAAGAGUCUUAUCUUUGUUUCUUGUUUUGAUUGAUCUAUAGAGAUGUCAACGAGUUCAAGAAUGCUUUAGUUUAUUCGAGAAUUCUUAGACUAAACAAAUAUCUUUGCAUUUUCGUAGCUUCGGCUGCAUCAAUAUAGCAAUUUGAAUCUUUUAAGACACUAAUCAUUUGAGGAAUGCACCGUUAGCAACAAUGACUUGGCCAUUGAUCCACUCACCACCAUCACUAGCCAAGAAACCAACGACAGGAGCAAUGUCUCUGGUCUCACCAAGCCUACCAAAAGGGCUCCUUUCGAUGAUGCUCUUCACUGUUUCCUCGCUCUUCCCACUGAAGAACAUCUCAGUGGCGACAGGACCUGGAGAAACACAGUUCGCAGUGAUCCCUGUGCCUUUGAGUUCCUUGGCGAGAAUCUUGACCAUUGUUUCAACGGCUGCUUUGGAUGCUGUGUAAGCUCCUUGUCCUGGGAUUAACGCCUCGGUUAAGGAAGAAGUCAGGAGUAUGAUCCGACCACCGCCUCCACGUUUUAGCCUCUUCGCAGCUUCUUUGCAGCACAAGAAUGAUCCUCUCGUGUUCACCCUGAACAAAACAACAGUUCAAGAUAGUCAUUGAUAUUCAGACAAUGUAAAAGAAACAAAGUUUGACCUGAAAAUGCGAUUGAAAUCAUCAAUGGGAGUGUUGGCGAUGGUGGGGUAGUUGGGGUCGACGAUCCCAGCCGAGUUAACCAGGAUGUGAACCGGCGAGUUGAAGGCUUUCUCCGCCGCGUCGAAGAGGGACUCUACCUGGUUUGAGUUCGAGAUAUCGGCGCGGAACACGACGGCUACCGGUUCCAGACCAGCACCGGCGGAUGAGUUGAUUUCCGCGGCGCCUUGGUCGGCGUCAGUGGAUCUGGUGGUGUAGUUGAUGACUACCUUUGCGCCGAGCUCGGCGAGGUGUAUGGCUAUGGCUCGGCCGAUGCCACGAGAUGAACCGGUGACUAUCGCGACUCGGCCGGCGAGGGAGUACGGCGGA
This is a messenger RNA of Brassica napus (rape), 3141 nucleotides long. Its product is annotated as glucan endo-1,3-beta-glucosidase 8-like. Gene Ontology annotation, biological process: carbohydrate metabolic process. Gene Ontology annotation, molecular function: hydrolase activity, hydrolyzing O-glycosyl compounds. The record is from RefSeq and is a predicted model, not a curated record. Lineage: Eukaryota; Viridiplantae; Streptophyta; Magnoliopsida; Brassicales; Brassicaceae. Bases 461 to 1939 code for a protein of 492 amino acids. The transcript is spliced from 2 exons. Gene Ontology annotation, cellular component: plasma membrane.